This is a messenger RNA of Camelina sativa (false flax), 287 nucleotides long. Its product is annotated as NADH dehydrogenase [ubiquinone] 1 beta subcomplex subunit 3-A. Lineage: Eukaryota; Viridiplantae; Streptophyta; Magnoliopsida; Brassicales; Brassicaceae. The record is from RefSeq and is a predicted model, not a curated record. Gene Ontology annotation, cellular component: mitochondrion; respiratory chain complex I. Gene Ontology annotation, biological process: mitochondrial respiratory chain complex I assembly; electron transport chain.
ACAGAGAAAAACGUAGAGAUCGACGACGAGGACCGGAGAAAAAAAAAAAAUGGCGAAACCGUUGGGAACAACCGGAGAAUUUUUCAGGCGAAGGGAUGAGUGGAGGAAGCAUCCGAUGCUAUCGAAUCAAAUGAGACACGCACUUCCAGGUCUCGGAAUCGGUGUUGGUGCCUUCUGCGUAUACCUCGUCGGUGAGCAGAUCUAUAGCAAACUCAUGGCACCAUCUACUCAAUCAUCGCACCAGAAACAACCCGCUCCGUCUCACUGAGAGAGAGAAAGAGCGAUUA